Messenger RNA from Cucurbitaria berberidis CBS 394.84, 1670 nucleotides. RefSeq lists its product as uncharacterized. NCBI's taxonomy places the organism in Eukaryota, Fungi, Ascomycota, Dothideomycetes, Pleosporales, Cucurbitariaceae. The coding region runs from base 48 to 1670 and encodes 540 amino acids. The record is from RefSeq and is a predicted model, not a curated record. The transcript is spliced from 2 exons.
UUACCCACACCGAGGAAUAUUCCGUGGAUCCCAGCCUAUCUGCAAUAAUGGCGCCAAAUAUUACGUCCAGUUCUGCUCCUACCAGGUCCGAGACCAAUGAACUUGGCCACGAUACUUCCAAGUUCGUGCAGCGACAUCCCCACAACGUACCGUCUGCGAACUCCUCGAAGGGUGAGCACAAAAUGCGAAGCCCGAAAGCAAAGCCUCAGGUAGACGAAAAUGGGUGGACGGUCGUGUCGGCUACCAAGAAAGUCGAGCCUGGCUCCCAGAAGCCCACUUCGUUACCUCCCUCGUCUCCUCGGACCUGUCAAAAUCAGUUCGAUGCGCUUCAGACUCAUGAAGAUACACAUCAGGCUCGGGAUCAGGGUCGCGAGUGCAAGAAGCUAGUCCUCGGCAACGACAAGAUGUCUCUUCCGUCUCCAAAGCUGGCGGCCAAGUCAGUUGAGGGCUCUCGUGCUACUUCAAAUACUUCAAGCUCAUGGGUUGAUGUCUGCAAGUUUCCGCUGACUGCUCCUAAAGCUACUGCCCCGUCGCAUAAUGAGCUUUCCUUGACGAAAGCAGAGGCGAAGGCACAGAUUAUUCCGAAAAGUUCUGACUUCCCGAAUAUAUUGACAUCCCAGCUUCCCCAGAUCCCCCAGGCAAGGGCCUCAUGGGCUAAUGUGGCGUCAUCAACUCCUGUAGAGGCAGAGAACCCUACGACUAAGCUCUCUGUGGACGUGUGCGACCCAACUAAGGACGAGAAGGGCCCCUCGGUAGUGACUGAAGUGCCCCUGGAAGUGGACGUCCUAGCCGCUCCGCCCAUCCUACCAGAGACGAUUACUCUGCCAGCGGUUUCGCAUGCAAACACUUCAAUGUCUCCUUCUUUCGCGGGAUCAGCUACGCCUGCGAUCGAGACUACAGGUUUGUCGCCCCAGCCAAAUUCUUCAUCAGCGAAGCCUCUCCCAUCAUCACCUAGCCCUAUAAGAGAACAGAGUUCUGAUAACCUCCUUGUAAUGAUCCGUCAAGAGCGCCAAUGUCUCUUAGAAGGCCCUCAAAUAACGAUCUACGUUGGAGAGAUCGCGAUUACGGGAAUAUCUAAGCGCGCAGCUAUGGCCGCGUCGUCUGUGCUGAACAAGCACUUCACAAAGCAUCCUGAGCUGCUGGAGUGCCGCUUCUCCACAGGCUACAUGGAUCCUGAUGCUAUUCAGCUGCUCCUCGUUACCUGGAUGGAACCGAUGUGCAGGGAAUUCGAGGCCUACGCUGUUCCUGUGCAGGAGACCUUCGAUGGAAAUAUAGCUCUGCUACGUGCAUCUCGUUUUCUAGGUAUGGAGCGCUAUACCAGGGACAUCCUUACCGGGCAUAUCAGCUACUUGAAAUCUCACCUUCCUAGCUACGAUGAGAUAGUAGCCGUCGAACAGAAUACUACCUCAGAGAAAGACCCGCUGUGGACUAAUAUGGUGAACCACCUCUGCCACGAUCGUUUCAAAGGCCUCAUGCCGGAUCCGAGGGAGUUCGCAGCCUUCCUGGAGAAGCAUCCCAAGCUAAAGAAGGCGAUGGAGUCCGCCGAUGCUUACUUCUCCGGUAUAGCGAAGCAGAAGUGGGGGGCCAUAAAAGCGGAGCGGCGCCAGCGAUGGGAGACGAACCAAGCUGAAAAGAAAGUGCGUUUGGCUCAGAAGCAAGCAGUUACAUAG